AUGACGGUUAAAAUGGUCUUUUGCAGCUUCUCCCAGGCACUUCAGAACAUCAUGCAGCAAAUAUUCAUCAAACAGAACCUGUUAUGGCUUUUGCCAUUGAAAAACCGCUUGAACGAGCUGUUGCUAGAUUUGGAAAAGGUUUCUGGUGAUUCCAGUAUGGUUUUACAGGCUCAAGAGGAGAUAAUUGAAAUGAAAGAUGUAUUUUCAGUAAAACUGAAACGUCGUCGUUUUGUAGGGCAGAAAAAAGGUGGUACUUUGUUGGGUAUCACAAUUUUUAAAUGCUUGAAUAAAGAAGAGAAUAAACUAACAGACUGUGCUAUUCAUUUAAAUAACUUAAGUGAAGAUCAUUGUCAAUCAUGGUUUAGACAUCUAAAGGAAAUUUUGAAUGGCUUUCAAAAUAGACCAAAAUCCUUAAAAGUCUUUGUUAAUCCAAGCAGCCACAAAAGAGAAGCCACUCAUGUUUAUUAUGAACAAGUUGCACCUCUUUUUAAGCUUGCUGACAUCAAAACUGAUGUCACAGUAACUGAAUAUGAAGGACAUGCUCUCUCAGUUCUUAAAGAAUGUGAACUCCAGGCAUUUGAUGGGGUAGUUUGUGUUGGUGGAGACGGAUCCGUCAGCGAAGUUGCUCAUGGUCUACUACUUAAAGCCCAGAUAGAUGCUGGAAAAGACACAGACUAUAUACCAACACCUGUCAGAGCACCAGUGCCUCUUGGAGUCAUACCAGCAGGUACUACUAAUAUUUUGGCCCACACUCUCUAUGGUAUUAAGCAUGCAGUGACUGCAACGUUGCACAUCAUAAUGGGACAUAUUCAACCAGUAGAUGUCUGUACUUUCAGUACUCCAAGCAAGCUCUUGCGGUUUGGGUUCUCAGCGAUGUUUGGUUUUGGUGCAAGGACUCUAGCUUUGGCUGAAAAACACCGUUGGAUGCCCUCCAGUCAGCGGAAGGAUUUUGCUUUUAUCAAAACACUGGCAGAUCUCAAGCCAGAGGAAUGUGAGUUAUCAUUUCUACCUCUACAAAUUCCACAGGAAGACUCUCAUGAGAAUGACAGAAAGAAGAAAGACAAAACUAAAAAAAAAGGUAGCAAGGAUCAAUGGCACAAAAUUCAGGGUCACUUCCUGAAUGUGAGCAUUAUGGCAAUCCCUUGUCUGUGUUCAAUGGCACCAAGAGGCUUGGCACCUAAUACGAGGUUGAAUAAUGGAAGCAUGGCUCUUAUUGUUGUACAAAAUACUUCUCGAACAGAGUUUGUAAAACAUCUGAAAAGAUAUGCCAGCGUAAAAAAUCAGUUCAAUUUUCCCUUUGUUGAGACCUACACGGUUCAAGAAGUAAAAGUACAACCCAGGCUUAAAAGUGGGCUUGAUGCCAAAGAAAAUACAUAUUUGAAUGCUGCUUCUGCAGAAGGAAAUUACCCUUGGAAUAUAGAUGGAGACUUAAUGAAAGAAGCAUCAGAAGUUCACGUUCGGGUGCAUCCUCAACUUAUUAAUCUCUAUGGAGUGAACACUGAUGACCUGGAGAGUUCCCAAGCAACGUGCAACUGCAUCUAGAAGGGACACACUGCAAGUUCAGUAUUAAAGAAUCCUUUCUCGCCUCUAUGCACAGCUUUCCAAGGUCCCAGGCUUUCUCUCGCUGAAUUCAGUUGUUGUAGCAGAAGCUUAACAGGGCUGUUUGUAAUA
Charadrius vociferus (killdeer) is the source of this 1671-nucleotide messenger RNA. It is a transcript of the gene CERKL, whose product is annotated as ceramide kinase-like. Lineage: Eukaryota; Metazoa; Chordata; Aves; Charadriiformes; Charadriidae. The transcript is spliced from 13 exons. The record is from RefSeq and is a predicted model, not a curated record. Gene Ontology annotation, molecular function: kinase activity. The coding region runs from base 1 to 1542 and encodes 513 amino acids.